This is a messenger RNA of Sipha flava (yellow sugarcane aphid), 1332 nucleotides long. Its product is annotated as gustatory and odorant receptor 24-like. Gene Ontology annotation, biological process: sensory perception of taste. The record is from RefSeq and is a predicted model, not a curated record. NCBI's taxonomy places the organism in Eukaryota, Metazoa, Arthropoda, Insecta, Hemiptera, Aphididae. The transcript is spliced from 7 exons. Gene Ontology annotation, cellular component: membrane. The coding region runs from base 103 to 1317 and encodes 404 amino acids.
GGGCGUGUGCAGUGUACAAUAAUCGCGGUACGUGGUUAAAGCAAGGAAGAGCAAUACGUAAAUAAUUGAACGGUAUAACGUGUUGCGGAAACCGGAUAUAAGAUGCUGGAGAUGUACAACGUGCCGAUUACAGUUACAACAGCGGCUUCUCGAUCGUUUUUCGACCGUCUGUGCGAUCCGUUCUUCUCGGCGUUUCGCGUUUUGGGCAUGUGCCCGUACACGAGAAAUCGAAACGGCGUUUUCCGCAAGAAAAUCGUGUCCGCCUCCGCGGUUUACACCCUUCUAACGGGCGUGGUGUGCGGGUACUUAACCGUAAGAGUGAUUAAGGCGCGUUUCCAGCUUCCGCCGCCCGUCCCAAUGUCCGACUUCAAUUGCCUACUGAUGGGGUUCAGCUACAUCACGUUCUUCUCUCCAUCACUCGUCGUGCCGAUACUCAUGUGGUUCGAGACAAGCAAACUCCAGGCGUACCUGCACGAAUGGCAGGUUUUCCAAGAAAAUUACAAUAGAGUGAUCGGUAGGUCGGAUGAGGCCGUGACGCUAGUCGAGAGAAGAGUGAACGGGAUCUUCCGAUCGAUAUUAGCGUUGCUAUCGAUCGUGGGGGUCACGUUCGCGUGGACUUCAGCCUUAAACGACGUGCCCGCGUUAGUGUGCGCAAUGAAGAGCAUCUCGACAGUAGCUCUAAUCACGGGAUUCUGGUCGGUCGGUACAAAAGCGAUAGCCAUAAUCAACGAGAACUACAGGAAAAAAUUGCAAAUGGAAACCGGUGCACUGCACGCCCAUCAGAUCGAGGACUACCGGCUGCUGUGGAUACGGACGAGCGGACUGGUGCGGGAGUCCGGCGAUCACAUGCCGGCCACGAUGACGUUUUGCGUGCUGUACACCGCCGCGGCCGUCACGCUGUCCGUGUACGUGCUGGCCGUGUGGGGCGUGACGCUCGUCGCCCUGGCCCGUUACGAGGAGCUGGCGCUGGUCGGCGCGGUGCUCGUCGGCAACGCCGCGUCGCUGUACGUCUACUGCGACUGCGGCCACAGCCGGUCCGGCAAUUGCGUCGAUAACGUGGUUUUCCUGAUUCUGAAAAUGAAAUCGUCAAUGACAUGGCAGAAGUCCAACUACAUACAAAUAACGCUAUUUUUGAAUGCCGUAAAUCAAUAUCCACCGAAAGUGAACGUGCUCGGAUUCUAUGAAAUCAAUCGAGGAUUAUUUGGCUCGAUUUUAUCAUUACUUGUGACGUACCUCAUAGUUCUUGUGCAACUGAAUUCUUCGUUUGCUCCUGCUCCAUCAAGCAAUGGAUUUAAUAAUAACAACACAUUAACAUAAUGGAUGACAAUAAUA